Messenger RNA from Schistocerca americana (American grasshopper), 979 nucleotides. RefSeq names its product U6 snRNA-associated Sm-like protein LSm3 (gene LSm3). Bases 188 to 493 code for a protein of 101 amino acids. The record is from RefSeq and is a predicted model, not a curated record. Gene Ontology annotation, biological process: P-body assembly; mRNA splicing, via spliceosome. Lineage: Eukaryota; Metazoa; Arthropoda; Insecta; Orthoptera; Acrididae. Gene Ontology annotation, cellular component: precatalytic spliceosome; Lsm1-7-Pat1 complex; U6 snRNP. Gene Ontology annotation, molecular function: RNA binding. The transcript has 3 exons.
GGAUACGACCUGGUCUACAAGGCAGUGCAUUUGGAAGUACAAGUGCAGAGAUGAUGAGAUCAUUUAUUGGUAGGUUUGUGUAGAAUAGAAUCUUUGCUGACAUUUGUUAGCGGGAAUAUGAAUCAAUGUUUAUGAAAUACUGAAAUAGUCUAGAAAGUAUAAGACUGGUGGGGAAACAGCUGUCAUAAUGGCGGAAGAUGGCGACCAGGUUCCGGCUAUUACUGUUAAGGAGCCUCUGGAUCUAGUUCGCCUAAGCUUGGAUGAAAGAAUUUAUGUCAAGAUGAGGAAUGAACGAGAGCUUAGAGGAAGGCUUCAUGCUUAUGAUCAGCACCUCAAUAUGGUACUGGGUGAAGCGGAAGAAACUGUAACCACUGUGGAAAUUGAUGAAGAAACAUAUGAAGAAGUUUAUAAGACAACAAAGCGGAACAUUCCUAUGUUGUUUGUUAGAGGUGAUGGUGUAAUUCUUGUAUCCCCUUUGAUAAGAUCAGGUUAAACAUUGGUGUAUGCCUUGUAUCGUGUUUGAGCAAAUGAUAUGCCAUAAACCUUAUUGCCAAAAUAAAAAGAUCGUAUUGUUGUUUCCGGAGUAAAUUUCUAAUGUAUUUCAGUUCUCUGCAUGGAUAUUCCAAAGACAUAAAUAUGUAUCAUGAAAAUUUCACACUGUCAAACUAUUGCAUACAUUAUGUAGUAAUAUUUUCUUUGUUACAGUGUAAUUUGGAAGUAUCUACCUGAAAAUGCAGAUAAUAAAUAGUGUGUUGUAUGAUUGCACUUUUGCAAAAUAUUUUCAUUGGUUGUUUAAUUUUUGUAAUAAAUAACAUAUGUACCAGAAACAUCACAGCUCUUGAGUUGUAAUGUCUGGCAUAAAAUGACCCAUUUAAUUUUGCAAAGCAUUGUGUAGUCUUCAAAUUUACCUGUGUAAAGCUUUUAUGUUUAUUCCAAUUUACAUAAAUAAACAUGUCCAGUAAGCUUUGAAAAAUAUAAA